Messenger RNA from Geodia barretti, 211 nucleotides. NCBI's taxonomy places the organism in Eukaryota, Metazoa, Porifera, Demospongiae, Tetractinellida, Geodiidae. The record is from the annotation of a GenBank genome assembly.
CUGGUCACCAUCGCAGUCAGUGGUGUAGAUGUGUACUUACACACAUGGCGGACAUAGAAUGACAUUACUUUCUACGGUAAUUGCAGAAGAAGGUUCCUGGUUCAACCAACAGCUCUACUACUGUCCUGUCACUGGCCAAUAACUCAUGCAGACACUAUGGAGAGCCUUAUAGUAGAAUCACAGUCAGAAUAGUGCCCUUCCAAACUGAGAG